AUGAAGUGUGGGAUAGAAGGCGGUGCACCAAAGGGCAUGCAUGAAGGGGUGCGGUGCAGUGCAGCCCUACAAGAGGUAAAACUUCUCGGCAGUUCUUGGCUCGAGCCCAGUGUGCCUCCACGUGCAUCGCUUGGCCGGCGGUUGCCGUUUUUCUUGCUUUUCUUUUUCGAUUUCUUUUCUGCCACCUUUUCCAAAAGUGGAGUUUUGGCGUUCGGCGCCCGUUUUGACCGACAGCCGCUAUCACUCGCUCUCGUCGGCGAUCUCCAUCUCGGCGAAGGAGCCAUGCAGUGGGCAGCAGCACGCUUGCGGCCGACAUCCCAGUGGCAUGCGGCAUCCGUAGCACUGCUCUCACCACGGCUGCAUGCUGCUGCGCCUGUGCGCUGGGCGUCGUCGAAACGCGGCGGAUCGUCGAGCCGGUACAUGCAACGGCAAAAGACGGAUGUAUACGUCAAGCGGCGCAGCAAGUCCACCAUCGAUGAGGACGACGAGAUGGGCAUGGGCACAGGCGGUGCUGGAUACGUGGCGCGCUCGGCGUUCAAGCUGAUCCAGCUCGACGAUCGGUACAAGUUCUUGCGGCCGGGGCGUGUGAUCGUCGACCUCGGCGCCGCACCAGGGGGAUGGAGCCAGGCGAUCGUCGAGCGUGUCCGUCGUUCCAAAGUGGCCAAGACGCCGGUGUUUGCACUUGACCUGCUACCAGUCGCCGACAUCGACGGUGUCGCUUCCAUCCAAGGCGACUUUUUGGACGCCAAGGUACAGGCGCAGCUGAGGAAGCUCGUGGCAGAUGCAUCGGCUGCAACGGCGACUGACGAGCGCGGCUUUGUCGAUGUGGUGGUCAGUGACAUGAUGGCCAACACGACGGGCAACCCGAUCACGGAUACCGAGGCAUCCUUGGAGCUCUGUCGAGCCGCUGCGAGCUUUGCAUUCGACACGCUGCGCCACGACCACACGCCCAAGCCGGAGGAUGCGCGCAAAUCGCGGCCCCCCUCUGCGCUAGCAGCCAGCAGCUCGGUGCUGGUGAUGAAGUACUUUAUGUCUCACGAGGCCGAUGUCUUUCGCAGGGAGGUGCUCCAGCCGCACUUUCACUUUGUCAAGGCCGAAAAGAUGGACGCCAGCCGCAAGGAGUCGCGCGAGCAGUUCUGGAUCUGCAUCGGAUUCAAGGGUAGGCGGCCAGCCCAGUCGCAGGAACAAGCAGAGUUGUAG
Messenger RNA from Moesziomyces antarcticus, 1200 nucleotides. RefSeq names its product ribosomal RNA large subunit methyltransferase J. The transcript is spliced from 3 exons. Gene Ontology annotation, biological process: RNA methylation. Lineage: Eukaryota; Fungi; Basidiomycota; Ustilaginomycetes; Ustilaginales; Ustilaginaceae. Gene Ontology annotation, molecular function: rRNA (uridine-2'-O-ribose)-methyltransferase activity. The record is from RefSeq and is a predicted model, not a curated record. Bases 1 to 1200 code for a protein of 399 amino acids. Gene Ontology annotation, cellular component: mitochondrion.